This is a messenger RNA of Penaeus monodon (black tiger shrimp), 521 nucleotides long. RefSeq lists its product as uncharacterized. The transcript has 3 exons. Bases 93 to 521 code for a protein of 142 amino acids. The record is from RefSeq and is a predicted model, not a curated record. Lineage: Eukaryota; Metazoa; Arthropoda; Malacostraca; Decapoda; Penaeidae.
GUUGAAGAGACCGCCGAGUACCUGGGUCAUGUCCUAUAAGAGAUAGGUCGUGACUGGUGUGUGUCAUACCGUCCUUCUCAAAGUACGUCAAGAUGAGUUCGACAUUUGCUGAGGCUACCAAUCUGAGAGCUAUUUUUGUUGCUGUUGAUGAGAAUGUUGCCAACAUCUAUCUCAAUGGAUCUGCAUCUUUGGAGGAGGUUAACUUACGGGAAAUUUUCGAGAAAGGAGUUAGCGAAUGUCAUAUCUAUAAAAGUGUAGGCGAACUGCAACAAUUAACGCUCCCGUUGAAGAAAAGAAGGAUGCCAGAACCCGUUGUCUCUGCAGAAAAAAGGAGAAGGAUGGAAGAACCCGUCGCCUCAACCUCAGGGGUAACGCCGUUGACUGUGAGCGAUGCAGAUACCCGGGAAGUACCUGCGCCAUUACAACCGCGUGCUUUCCUGCCUGAAUUAAGCCCCACCUCACCUGCGUAUUACCCUGGGAGGAUGCAAAGACCGGCAUUGUCGACAUUGAAUUGGAAAUAG